This is a messenger RNA of Symbiodinium natans, 1074 nucleotides long. The record is from the annotation of a GenBank genome assembly. Lineage: Eukaryota; Dinophyceae; Suessiales; Symbiodiniaceae.
AUGAUGUGUUUCCGUUUUGCGCUCGAGCCUUACAUGGGCAUCCGUAGUCAUCUGCAACGUUCCGGCAUGGCGUGCCCCUCCAUGGAGUUCGGAGUUUGCGGCCUGGACGUCACAUGUUCCAAAGAGACUCUGCGCAGGGUCAUGACUCCACCGCCGAAGUGCCGGGUUGUGCCAGUCGCAGCCUUUCAGCUGGCCUACCAGGGCUUUCCGUGGCAACCAGCGUUGGGCUACGAGCCUGGGUCUCCUUUGAAGGGGAGGCGCUACCCCAAUGGUGAGGCUUAUCCUGCGUGGCAUGAGAUUGAUGACAUGAUUGAAUCGAUGCCCGCAGGAACUCGGCUUGCUUUCCACCUGAACGAAACUGACAAGUACCCCUAUGUCAGUUCGUUGCUGCAGGGUGUUGAUGACUUUCUUCGGUUGGUGGAUGUACUCUGCAACAAGUACAACGCCCGCCACAUCCAGAUCAACAUCAAUGCACGCGGGGUGCCCCCUCAGCUGUUCACCACUCCUGGUGCAGAAUCGGCGAAGAGUGCGCAGCAGAUUGCACGUCUGGCCAACCAAUAUCCGCAGUCAUUGUUCCUCGUUGCAGUUUUCCAAAGAAAAGAUGCUGAUGGCACGGUCCUUUCCGACUCCUGGCCGUUCAUGCGCGCGGUCCUGGAGAGUUCGGCGGCCCAAAGUUCAGAAAGGCAGCCAGCAAGGAACAUCGUGCCCUUCUUCGACAAUUCUGCCGGCACGGGAACGUCUCCAGAUAUCGUGCCUGAAAUGCCGAACGAAUUCCUGCGGCGAGAGGGCCAGACUGUGGGAAUGACGGGUGGCAUCAAUGCCUCCAACGUCAAGGACUGGCUCACCAAGUACGCGGCCAAGGCAGGAGAGCACGGCUAUGGCUGCAUCAGUGAUGCCAUGACCGGCUUCCGCGAAAGCAAGGACAGGGGCAAGCCUAUCGUCGAAAAGGCCUUGGAGGACCUCAUGAAGAAUGUGUACGAGUGGGGCAAACUGGACCCUGCGGCAGGGUAUGCUGACCAGAAUUCAGCCCGGCCAAGAGCUCCGCUUUGUUCGGCCGAUGCUGCCGAAUUCUGA